UUCGUCUUAAAUUAUAAUAAUUCACUCAAUCGUUUUUCUCCUCCAAAGUAAAAUUGUAGUAUCAUAUCAUUUAGCUGUUGGAUAAACAUAUGAACACAAUAAAACCACACUAAAAACUUAAAAGCUUGUAUAAGGUAAGUUUGACUUUCAAAACAAAUCUAGCACUUUAGUGGCUGCGGUUUCCAUGACUACGGAUCAGAAAAGUGAGCAGAUUUCUGAACAGCUUUUUUGUUACUUUAGAUAUCUCACAAAAACUUGUAAUAACGCAUCCUGCAAAAACAUAAGCUGCGCUCGCUGACAGAAAUUCCAGCAGGUGUGUUAAACAGCUUUAAAGUGGUGUUCGCGUUUACAUUGUGUUUCAGGACGCAAAAACACAGGAAUAUUACUUGUCUGUGUGUGGAGGCCUUGCGUUUGACGCACACAGUCUUUGAACCGUUUUACUGUGCCUGUGUGACGCGACGCGUACACUGCAAGCGAUGGAAUCCCGACGUCGACCAGUCAGAGCGCUCGUAUUAUAAUAAGGAAGCGCGACGCGUCUAUCUGAAAUGACAUCAGUACCUAGUCGACCAAUUAAAGACCUCGUUUACGCGACGCGGCACGUUCGCGUUUAUUUGCAGCAGAUGGGGUUUGACUCACUCACUGAAUGCGGUUUGGUGAAGUAUUUCCUCUGUGUUAUGGUAGAAACGUCGUCACGGCUGCAUUUGAGCUUCUCACACUAAUUAGUGCUUGUCACUCUCAAGAAUCAACGAUGAAUCAAAACAAAGUUACAAGGAAGUAGAUAUUAUGAAAGAAGACUAACUAGUAAAACAAGUGUUAGUGCAGUUGUUGAUAAAACUGUCCUGAUUACAGAACUGCACAGAUCAUAAUCAUAAUUUCAACAGUCUCGGGACUCAAACAGUAUCUGCAAGUCUUGUUUGGAGAGCCUCUAGAAAGCUGCUAAAGAACAUCAACAACAUUUUUCUUACAAAUCGUCUUCAAAAAUAAAUCUUAGCUAAUGUGCUUGAAAUGAAAGUUCUCUAAAACAAAAGAUAUUUGCAUUUUUGAACAUCCAUCAAAUCUGUGCAUAUUUUGGCUUAAAAUCGAAGAGCCAGGACAAUUGCUGGAGCCAUGCAGGUCUCUUGAACAAUUUCCAACAGUGAUCUGCCAACUUUUCCAUUGAAUGAUUUUAAGUUUCCCUGCACGUGUGGAGUAAGUGUCCCUAAAGCCAAUGGCAAUGUCACAUGCAGCUAAGCCCUUAAAAAGUUCAGAAAGCCUUGCUGCAUCACAGGAUGAUGACCUUUCCAGUUUGAAGGCUUUGACUGAGAAGCUGAAACUGGAGACCAGAAAGCCGUCUUACCUGGACUGGAGAGCCCAGCUGGAGGCGAUGCUGGCCCAGAGCCACAGAGUCUCAGAUGCGUUAGCGGCACCGGGUGACACGGAGAAACAAAAAACAUCAGGUCCUCUUAAGUGGGCGAAGCCGUCACUGGCCGCUGGUGUGAUCCUUGAAGGGAGGCAGCCAUCGGUGAACAGACUGGGAUUUGGAAGUAUAGACAGAGCGUUGGAGUGGCUCAGGAAAGAGCUGGCAGAGAUGCGUUUACAGGACCAGCAGCUUGCACGUCAGCUAAUGCACCUGCGCAGUGACAUUAACAACCAGAGAAUCGUGCAAACGUGUAACCAACAUCGCAAGAUGCUGAACGAUGCCACGUUUGAGCUGGAGGAGCGAGACGAUAUGUCAGAUUUAUGUGAUGUCCCCAUGUCUCCUGGAUUAGGUCUCUCCUCGACACUCAAGGUCAUCGGGGUCACCAAGAUGAACAUCAACUCUCGGCGGUUCUCCCUGUGCUAACAGCAGGACACAGAGGACCAUGUUUUUAUCUUAAAGGGGUCAUGACAUGGAUUUUUUUGUAUUAUUUUAAUAUGUUCCUUGAGGUUCACCUAUAAUGUUAUUUAUGUUAAAUAUGCUGAAGAAAAAUUAUUAUUUUAAGCCUUCAU
Megalobrama amblycephala (Wuchang bream) is the source of this 1968-nucleotide messenger RNA. RefSeq names its product family with sequence similarity 167 member Aa (gene fam167aa). NCBI's taxonomy places the organism in Eukaryota, Metazoa, Chordata, Actinopteri, Cypriniformes, Xenocyprididae. The transcript is spliced from 5 exons. The record is from RefSeq and is a predicted model, not a curated record. The coding region runs from base 1208 to 1822 and encodes 204 amino acids.